Molecule: messenger RNA, 945 nt
Organism: Brassica rapa (field mustard)
Lineage: Eukaryota; Viridiplantae; Streptophyta; Magnoliopsida; Brassicales; Brassicaceae
Product: formin-like protein 13
Source: RefSeq, a predicted model, not a curated record
AUUAUUUCAUAAUAUGCUAUAAACAUAUAAUAUAUAAAAUAAUUUAUAUGUAUAAUGUUCAUCCUGCGCAAGGCGCGGAUCUUAACCUUGUUCUAGUAUACAUUGCAAUCAAAGAAAAAAGAAUGAGGAUUAAUCAAUCUAAAUAUUUAAAUUACACGAAAAAGACAAAUCUCUUCACUUUUUUUCAAAUUGACGCUAUUUGAAACAGUUAUAUAUAUAUAUAGGAAAAUCGUAUUUUAAACCCUCAGAGUGUCACAUAGUUCGCCCUAGAGAGAAACUCUCUCGAGCCCGCAUCCCAAGGCGCCGUUUCGAUGGAUCUUCCUUGCUCUAACCACGCCACUCUUUCCUCCACUCUCUGAAACAGCCCUGCUCCUCUCCAUGGCCAUGAUGGUGACUAUUCCUCCGUCGUGUCUCCGCCCCCCUCCAGAUCCGCCGCCGCCGUCGUUCCUUGGCUUGAUGCAGCACUGCUCCUCCUCCUUGAAGAUGAUGGUGACAGCCCUUCCUCCUCUUUCACAGCCCAGGCCUCCUUCAGAUCCGGCGCGGAACAAGCAUCUUCCGAUUGAAACUCCUCCGGUCAAGCCACCAGAACCUCCAGACCCACCAGACGUCUCCGUCAGCCUCGUUCUUUUCACUUCCUCCAGCUCUUCUCCACAAGCUACUCAAGUCCUAGAUCUGAUGUUUAACUAUUCAAGGGUUUCAAGUUGUAUCUUUGUCAGCUCGGGAAUGGGUCUUCUCCCGGCUCUUAUUCCAGCUUUCAUUUUAUCCAUCCGCUUAUAGACGUCCAGGUCCACCUUAGCUCCUUACUCUCUGUUUACUCCUAUUCUUUUGAAAAGGAUGCAAUGCUAGAUAUGUAGGUGACUCUGGAGUUGUGGUUUUUGGCUUUAUUUGGUAGUGUACUGAUGGACUCAGUGUCCUUUGGUUAUAUCUUUGUGCCUUUUAGUGGUU